AUGGCAGCCAAUCAGCUUCUAACUUCAGCUUUUUCAAUUAAGCUUUGACAAUAAAACCUGGAAGCUGAUUGGUUUCUAUGUAGAGCUGCACCAGAUUUUGCACUCUCCAGUUUUAGUAAAUCUCUCCCAUAGGCUAAUAUAGAGCUCCCUGGAGGUAUUCCUGAGUGUAGCUCGGGGUAAAGUUUCAGUACCACAAAGCGGUAACCCCGAGCUACACUUGGGUUUACCAUGCGGCUCUGCUCCGGGAUCUGUUCUUCUCUUACCUUGUCCUGCGCUCUCCCGCGAUGUCCCCCCUGCAGUGUCCCCUGUAAUGUCCUCCGGCGGAUGCCGGCAUCUGUCAUCUGGGUUCCGUCCCCUGCGAGUGUCGGGACGUACGGGGGACGGAAUGGCGGGAAAUUUGAAAAUUACAAAAAGUGACAUUCAGUAAAUUCACUAA
This is a messenger RNA of Staurois parvus, 436 nucleotides long. Lineage: Eukaryota; Metazoa; Chordata; Amphibia; Anura; Ranidae. The record is from the annotation of a GenBank genome assembly.